This is a messenger RNA of Protobothrops mucrosquamatus (brown spotted pit viper), 639 nucleotides long. RefSeq names its product fibroblast growth factor 23 (gene FGF23). The annotation marks the transcript as partial. Lineage: Eukaryota; Metazoa; Chordata; Lepidosauria; Squamata; Viperidae. The record is from RefSeq and is a predicted model, not a curated record. The transcript is spliced from 4 exons. Gene Ontology annotation, cellular component: cytoplasm. Gene Ontology annotation, molecular function: type 1 fibroblast growth factor receptor binding; growth factor activity. Gene Ontology annotation, biological process: positive regulation of protein phosphorylation; animal organ morphogenesis; positive regulation of cell population proliferation.
UCCAGCCCCCUGCUCAACCCCGCCUGGAGCAACUCCGACGACCUGGUGCACCUGUACACCUCCAGCGCCAGGAAGAGCCUCCACCUGCGGAUCCAUCCCGACGGACGCGUGGACGGCAGCCCGGACCAGACCGUGGACAGUGCUUUGAUCAUCAAAUCUGAAGGUGCAGGCUAUGUUGUGAUCAGUGGUGCGAGGACCGGACUCUUCCUUUGCAUGGAUGUUAACGGAAAUCUCUUCGGAUCGAACUUUUUCAGCAAUGAGGACUGCCUUUUUAAGCACCUGAUGCUGGAAAACGGCUACGACGUUUACCAGUCCCUCAAGCACAAGCACCUGGUCAGCCUAGGAAGGGCGAAGCGGCCACUCUUUCCCAAUAUGAACCCGCCGUCCUUUUCUCAGUUUUUAACCAGAAGGAACGAAAUCCCCUUGGUCCAGUUCGACACACCCAGGCCUCGCCAAGUGGACCCCUGGGACGAGGACACCGAGCUUUGUGGGGGCCUUUUGUCCACUGGAAAGUUGCCGGAAGAAAAUCCGGACGAGGUGGGUCCCCACCCCUGCUUGGGCAGCUCCAAUUCCGAAGAGAGGGACCCCAACGGGGCCACGCUCAGCAGAAGGUUUUCUAACCCCCGAACGGAUUCCUGA